UCUGUCUGUCUGUCUGUCUGUCUGUCUUACAUGAUAUUAUUGUGAAAUACCUUCACUGUUCAGAGUUUGUGUCUGUCAUGUGUCGGUAGGUGGCGCUGUCGGCUCCUUUUACCGGAAUGUAGGCUACUGUGCGCGUCCGCGUGUCAGAGCGCGUGCAUGUGUGUGUUGAGAGAGAGCAUCUGCCUGCACACACACACACACACACACACACACACACAGGGAGGAUGCUGCCUCGGUUCAGACAACAGACGCGGAGCUGAAGAAGAACCGGGAGGACUAACGGACACACCGGGAUCCACCACCGGGCGCUGAGUGACCGGGGACCUGGUCGAACCUCCCGCUGGGCCGGGUCGAACCUCCCGCUGGGCCGGGUCGAACCUCCUCCCUGUCGGUGUGAUUCUCCGGUGAGCUCCGGAGCGGCGGAGGGAGGAUGAAGAAAAGCAACCCGAGCAGGAGGUGCGUUCAGGACUCGGGUCCGCAGGCCAUCCAGCAGCCGGAGAAGGUGGGCUGGAUCAGGAAGUUCUGCGGUCGCGGGAUCUUCAGGGAGCUGUGGAGGAACCGGUACCUGGUUCUGAGGGCAGACCGGCUGUACGUCUCCGACAAGGAGGUGAAGGACGAGCGGCGGGCGCAGGAAGUGUUCGACCUGGCUGAUUACGAGCGCUCGGAGGAGCUGAGGAAGCCGAAGAGUCGCAGCAAGAAGAACCACAGCCGCUUCACGGUGCUGCGCUGCAGGCAGCCAGGAAACACUGUUCCUAACCUCGUGUUUCUGGCGGUGAGUCCUGAGGAAAAGGAAUCAUGGGUCAACGCUCUCAACGUGGCAAUCAUCAAAGCCAAGAACCGCAUUUUAGACGAGGUGACCAUCGAGGAGGACAACGCGCUGGUUCAUCCAACCAGAGACCGGGCUAAGAUCCCUCACGGCCGCCGGCUGCCAACCAGAGGACACCUCCUGGCUGUGGCGUCAACCUCUUCCCACGGCAUGCUGACCCUCGACCUGGUUGCUGAGGAAGAUGGUUUCUUCCCAGACUACGAUGGUGACUCCUGGGAGAACAGCUUGCACGGAGGGGGUUCUGCUCUCGGACCUCGGGGGGUCGGAGUUCGUCAGCGAGCCGACACCGACGUAUCAAAACUGUGGGUGACCUCUAAGGAACCCAUGGUGAAGACUGGCAGUCUGCCCAGGGGGAGUGAGCGGUCCUGGGGCAAACAGUCCCACCUGGAGGCCUCCAAGGUCCACAAGACCCAGCAGGUCCUCCAGGCUCAGUCUCGAACACCACAGCCUGGGAAGAGGUUCAGCAUGCAGGGCCGGAGUCGCUGUGCCUCCAUGGAUGAAGUCCUUUCCUCCAGACCGGCGAUGAUUCGUUCUGAACUGCGCUCCGCUCUUCGUCGUCAUCCAACUGAAGAGGAGGCGUCGGUUGGGACUUCAGUCCAGCCGGUCGGUCAGCUGCAGAGUCUAAUCGCCCAGAGGAUGCAGAGAGCUCAGGAGCUGCUGGAGGAGAUGAGACUGCAGGAGCUGCAGAAGGCCAAAGCAGAGAGAGAACGAGGGAGCAGCUCGCCUUACCUGAAGGGCAUCGACUCACCUCGCCUUCACCACCUCAGGGGAUCAGACUCUCCUCACUCCAGCAGGUCAUCUGGAUCUUCAAGGAGCAGGAGCAGCGACUCUCCUCGUCUCCGGGGUAAAGACUCUCCUCGCCUGAGAGGGAGGGAGUCUCCUCGGUCCAAAGCCAGGAGGAAUCGCUCCAAAGGGACCGACACGCCUCGCUCCAGAGGAUCUCAUUCACCGGCCUCCAAAGCAAACGAUUCUCCUCGGCUGAAAGAUUCGCCUCACCUCAUUUCCUCCGACAGGGUCCGUUCACCAAAACUCAAAAGAUCGUCCAACAAGGAGGACGACUCUCCUGUCCAGAAGUCACCUGAAUCACCUCCAUGUGUCAGAGGAGCCGACUGCUCUCAGGUUAAAGUUUCUGAUUCACCACAAGUCAGCGAGUCUGACUCCCCUCGUCUGGGGAGCAGCCAGGAGUCGCCCUGUCCGAGUCAGAAGAACUCACCGAGCCUCUCCGGAUCAUUCGAGUCCUCGCAGCCCAAAACUCCCGACAAACGCUGCCCGUCUCCACCUCCGCCCUCCUCGCCUCCCUCUCUGCUGUCAGAGGAAGACCAGCAGGUGGAGGACAGGCGCGCAGAGGCUGAGCGCCUCCUGGAGGAGGCUGUGUCAUCGUGGAAGGAGGCGCAGGAGGUCCUGCAGGAGGUGAAGGAGCUGCAGAGCCAGACACUGCGACGGCAACGCAGGAGGACGUACGAGAAGAUGACACCACCAGCAGCAGACGAGGAUGACACGCCCACCUCGCCGACGUCGCCGGAGGACGACGAAUCAGAAACACCUUGAUGAUGUCAGAUCGUGAUGUCAUCUUUGAAUCCACGUGGACAGAUUACUUUGAAACCAGCGAUACAGUUCUUCCAGGAGGUCCGUCCUCCACGGUGCACUCGACUGUCAGCACUGCUGCUUCUUAUCUUUGUGAUGCUGCACGACUUUUUCUGCUUCCAUUCUUCUACAGAUGUCAACGUUUAUACGAGGAGGCAUUUUUUAUUGUAACACUGAAGAGCACAAUGUUUCUAUGAUGGGGUCUUUUUAAGUAAGGAUGCACUGCACACUGAUUAUUAAUCAUUUAAAUAUUUCUGACAUGAUUUAUUUCGUAUGUUCUGUCCUCACGUAUCGUCUCUCGUCAAAGAUCAGGGAGUCCAACGCUCAAAGCGCUGAAGAGACAAAAAGCAAUAAAGACACUGAAAGUCUCUACGAGCACGGAGCUCCGCCUCCGUUCGGCUUUAACACGUAACCUGAAACGCAGGGAACUUUUUAACGAGCUAAUAUUUCCGCUCUGUCCGGCGGCUUCUCGCUCGCUCUCCUUUUCUCUUCUUAGCUUCCUCUCGCCCAGCUCCGGUUCAGAUCUCAUCUGCUAACGGACAGUGAACACGGCGCUGACCCGGCUGUUAAUCGUCCGUCUUGUCGUUGCCGUUAAUUUGUCGGCUGCCAUUGCGAGGCGGUUGGAUACACGUAGCAUUGCUCAGCUGAAGCUGGUUGGUUAAUCUUACAUGUUUGCUAACGUUAUCUCUAACAGAGUGGAGAUGUUUUCCAAAUGACAACAUGACAUUAACUUUUGUAUUUCCCAGCUCCAGUUCUGGCAUGACACCGGCUCUGCUACAGCAGCUAACAGACUGAGCUAACAUGAGCUAACAGCAGCUAACAGACUGAGCUAACAUGAGCUAACAUGAGCUAACAGCAGAGUUGAAACUUUCAUUUUUCUCUGCUGAAAUAUUCUUUGAUGUUUUUUGUGUUUGAACGUUUUCGUGUUUUUGUUGCACUGAUGAAAAAUAUUAGUUAGCUCCACUUUGAGAUAUUUUAAACGUGUUGAACUAAAAUUUAUUUGUUGAUGUUCUUGAAUGAAUUACUGUACACAGCAAUGCAUUGUGGGUAAAAAAAGAAAAAACACUUACUUCCUGUUUUUAGCAUUCAGACCUCAUUUUAACAUGCUAACUUAAGAUAAGCUAACAGGUGAUGAGGAGAAGCUACGUCACCUCUGAACCCUGAAACUCACCUGGAAACAGGUGAGCUCACC
This is a messenger RNA of Larimichthys crocea (large yellow croaker), 3602 nucleotides long. RefSeq names its product pleckstrin homology domain containing, family O member 1a (gene plekho1a). The transcript is spliced from 10 exons. Gene Ontology annotation, biological process: regulation of myoblast fusion. Gene Ontology annotation, cellular component: muscle cell projection membrane; ruffle membrane. NCBI's taxonomy places the organism in Eukaryota, Metazoa, Chordata, Actinopteri, Sciaenidae. The record is from RefSeq and is a predicted model, not a curated record. Bases 431 to 2374 code for a protein of 647 amino acids.